This is a messenger RNA of Aspergillus pseudotamarii, 519 nucleotides long. RefSeq lists its product as uncharacterized. The transcript has a single exon. The record is from RefSeq and is a predicted model, not a curated record. The coding region runs from base 122 to 382 and encodes 86 amino acids. Lineage: Eukaryota; Fungi; Ascomycota; Eurotiomycetes; Eurotiales; Aspergillaceae.
ACGGGAUAAGGAGAACCAUUGAUUCUGUUCUAGCAGGAUUCUGGUGCAGAUGGGGCGGGGGGCGAUGGCUGAGUCGGUGAGGGAAAUUACUUGGAUUGAAAUCACCCUCACCUGACCUUGGAUGCAGGGUUUUGUCCAACGGCUCACUCGAAUCACGCCGGCGGUAAGCCGUUGUAGUGCAAGUGAGUACUAUAUUACUACUACUACUAGUAGUAGUACUACUACUGCAAUGGGUUGGCGGUAUGGUUCAUGCAAGGCUGCACCCACCGUCCAUGCUCAGCCAUUCUUUUUCUUUGGGGUCAGGAUUGGACUUAAAAGCCUCCGCCGCAUGAUAAAACUAUCAUCCGACAUCCAUGACUUCGGAAUUGUAGGACUGGGCUAAGAGAGCCAAGAGGUAGUAUCCGAAUGCCGCGCAUUGUGACGGUGCUUAAGUGAACUCUGAUUGCGAGUGUCGGGCGCAUGCCAUGAAGCUGAUUAUGUUGUGCAACCAUCAUAGAACCCAGUCUGAUUACUAACAAU